AUGAUGAUAAUAGAAACUGAAGCUAGUCAUACCAAUAAAUCUGGUGUAGCGGAAGUGUUAGCGGCUAAAUCUGGGACAGCAGAGGUGCUAGCGGCUAAAUCUGGCGCAGCGGAGGUGGUACCUACCAAAUCUGGUGCAGUGGAUAUGCUAGUGACUAAAUCUAGCGUAACAGAUGUGCUAGGGGCUAAAUCUAUGCCGCUCCUUAUUGAAAUCUCUCCAGAUUGA
Messenger RNA from Parnassius apollo (apollo), 225 nucleotides. The record is from the annotation of a GenBank genome assembly. Lineage: Eukaryota; Metazoa; Arthropoda; Insecta; Lepidoptera; Papilionidae.